Messenger RNA from Rhizoctonia solani, 1500 nucleotides. Its product is annotated as Sugar (and other) transporter. The transcript has 12 exons. Gene Ontology annotation, biological process: transmembrane transport; carbohydrate transport. Lineage: Eukaryota; Fungi; Basidiomycota; Agaricomycetes; Cantharellales; Ceratobasidiaceae. Bases 1 to 1500 code for a protein of 499 amino acids. Gene Ontology annotation, cellular component: membrane. The record is from RefSeq and is a predicted model, not a curated record. Gene Ontology annotation, molecular function: carbohydrate:proton symporter activity.
AUGACUAUGAUUCUCUACGGCUUUGACGCUUCGACGUUUAACGCAGUCCAAGGCUACGCCGAAUGGAAAGAAUACUUCCACCACCCUAACCCGAACGUUAUUGGCAGUGUCACGACCGCUUACACUGUCGCAGCAAUUGUGGGAGGUUUCUUCGUUUCGCCUUGGAUGUCUGACACUUUCGGUCGUCGAAUGAACAUCAUUUUUGGAUCUGUUCUCGUCAUUGCCGCGACAUGCCUACAAACAUUUGCGCCCCGAGUUAUUGGCGCGUUCAUCGCCGGACGUGGCAUUAUUGGAUUCGCACAGGGUGUUGCUCUCCCCGCUGCUGCAACGUACAUAUCUGAGGUAGCGCCGACGGAGAUUCGCGGCAAAGUCCUUUCUUUCUAUCAGUUGUUCUAUUCGGUUGGGUCCUUCAUUUGCUUCUGGGUCUCGUUCGGUACAACCAAGACCCCACAACUGGGAGAAUGGCGAUGGAAGACAGUGGUAUUCUUACAAGUUCUUGCUCCCAUCGCAUUGUUGGCAACGAUGCCUUUUGCUCCCGAGUCACCACGUUGGUUGGUCCAGCACGACAAAAUUGACCAGGCGCGCGCAUGUCUCCAGAAGGUCCGUGCUGAGUCCGAGGUAGAAUCCGAACUCCUCGCUAUCCGUGAAGCCAUUGCAUUUGAGAAACAACAAAUGUCCGGCGUGAGCUACGCGCUGUUCUUCACGGAACCGUCAAUUAGGUGGCGUUUCUUCCUCGCGUGCGUCAUCAACUUCGGACAGCAGGCAACUGGUCAAGGCUCUUUGAAUAACUACUCGACCAUCAUCUACCAAAAGGUUUUUGCUAGCAACAGCACUAUUCAGCUAAUCAACGCGUUGAACGCCACAAUGGGAAUCUUGUUCACACUCAAUGCAACAUGGAUGGUUGAGCGCUUCGGACGCAGGCAAAUCCUCAUCGGUGGUGCACUUGGCCAGGCACUGUGCAUGUUCAUUGUUACGCUUGUGGGAUCUCAAACGCCUACCACCGCGACCGGCGGCAAGUCUAUGGGCGUUGCGGUCGCCAUUGUUAUUCUAUUGUUCUCCUUCAUUCUGUUCUACAAGCCUUCAUGGGGUGCGACCGUCUGGAUUUACUCCUCUGAAAUCUUUAGCAUGAAGGUACGAGCCACCGGAGUGGCAAUGGCAACCCAAACCCAAAACGUUGCGAACGCCAUCUUGCAGCAAGCCUUCCCUGUAUUCCUUGAGAAGGCCAAGUGGUACACAUUCUUCUUUUUCAUGGGAUUCAACCUCUUCCUUGCUGCGUUUUGCUACUUCCUCCUCCCUGAGACCAAGGGUGUUUCGUUGGAAGACAUCGAUACACUCUUCGGAGGCCAGAACCAUCGUGAAGCUGGUGAACGCAUGGAGCAGAACGGUGUGAUGGAGGCCGUGGAGAAGGGCGAUAUGAGCGCACGACCCAAAUACGAUGCCGAUGACCGCUCGGGAUCUAGCGAAAAGGAGUCCGCUCAACAUCUUGAGCAGAGGGCGUAA